Messenger RNA from Heterobasidion irregulare TC 32-1, 183 nucleotides. RefSeq lists its product as uncharacterized. The transcript has a single exon. NCBI's taxonomy places the organism in Eukaryota, Fungi, Basidiomycota, Agaricomycetes, Russulales, Bondarzewiaceae. Bases 1 to 183 code for a protein of 60 amino acids. The record is from RefSeq and is a predicted model, not a curated record.
AUGAGGAUGGGGAUCUAUGGGGAUGGGCACGCACGGAAUCGGGCGAGAGACAGGGAUUGGCUCGCCAAGGCGUGGUCGCGUCGUUGUGAUUUUGUCAUGUUUUUAGCCGGGCGGGGGCGGGGUUCUGAUUCGCGAAUUGCAGGCCUUCGAGAGCAGUCUCGGCUGGCCUUCGCGCGCCAAUGA